AUGGGGGAGGGGCUCGGCAGGCUGAGAGAAGUCGUCGAGUCCUUUGAAAUGGGCGGGCCGAACCCCAAGUUUGUGGAGUCACUGCGAAGGCAGGAGAAGCUCAAGCUCGCUGGCACCCGAGGCUUCGACCUGCCUGGCAUCCGAGGCCGCGACCUGCCUCCCAGCACUCCUGCUGAUCCGUAUGGUCCGCCGCCUUUUGAGUGGGAGAGUGCGAUGUGCUUGAUGGGUGCAGGCAAUCGAGCCGUGGUAUCUACGUAUGGGAUCAUGCGGGGCCUGCACAAGAAGGGAAAGCUCAACCACUUUGACGGCAUCGUUGGAAUCUCCGGUGGCUUCUGGGCGUUGUCCGCCUACACCUUUGGUCUCGCCGACUUGACCGCUGACGGCGACGCCGAGGACUUGCUGCUGGACGUCAGCCGCGAUUGGAAGCCGGAGGCCAUCGCAGACCUCGAUGUGCUUGAGAAGGAGUCGAUGGGUUUUGCCACCACGCUACCCUUCGGCCUGCGCGAGAUCUGCGAGCUCCCCUUCUACAGCUGUGCAGAGUGCCUCAAGGCGGUUGGCCUUCCCGUGCCGGGCUGCCACGCCUUCUGGCAAGAAUCGGUGUACCGCACGUACCUCAAGACUUACGGCAUCCCCAAAGGCCGCUUCCUCGCCUCGAGCGAGGCCGAGGCCGAACGCAUCGUGUCCGGGCGGCCCGACCUCAAAAAGUCCGAUUUUCUGUGGCCGCGCCGCUGCGGCAAGACGCAAGACAACCCCUCUGGAGAGCACCGGAAGCCCGAGCCGAUGGCUCUGUACGCGAGCAUCAUGCCGACGGGGCUCAGCAACGCCAAUGGGCUCGGUGCGCUGAGCGAGCAGCAGGUGAAGGCGGCCAAGGGCGGGCUCGCCGACGCCAUUACCGCCCGGGAGGAGUACAAUGGGGUGACCACAGUUCCCUUCUUUGCCACGCCGACCGCCGCCGGCACGCGGUACGAGGCUGUGUACGUCGACGGUCGGAUGGCGCCGCAGGGGCCGCCCGAGAUGCGCUUCUUGAAGUGCCAGGCCAACACCGGAUGCAAGCCCCCCGCGCCGAUUCGGUUCAACAAGGUGCACCACCCUCCUCACGAAGCGCUCGUCGACCCUCCCGGGUGCUGCCCGCCGUGCCAGAGGGGCUGCUGCCCGCUCGAGCCCAGCUCAGAGAGGCUGACGCUCGAGACGGUGGCGUCGAACGCCACCCAGUUUCUGGUCAUGGGCAUCAACGAUUCGAAUGCCUGCAUGCGAUGCGUUCUCAAUCCGCUCCUCAACCUCAUCACCGGCAGGCUCGACAUGAAGACUGCGCCCGAGGACGCCCUCCUGGCCGAGGGCGUGCGCAGCCAGGCGAUGCUGGACUUUGUCGACGGCGGCGUAAUGGACACGCAGGGCGUCACCGCCGCCAUCGCGGCGGGCUCCGCCAAGAAGAUUCUGCUGAUGUGCACUCCUCAAUUUCCCUUCAAGCCGCCGCCAAAGACCAUGCUCGACGACGCGCGUGCCAAAGUCCCGAUUGGGGGCGACCCCAUGUCCGUCGACGCCGUGAAGGCGACGCGGAAGGCCGUCAUGGAUGCGCUCGGCGACUGGGUCGACUGUCUAGACCCGGACGGGAUGCCCGUGCUGAACGAGUCUCUGUCCGCGCUCUUUGGAAUCUACCCGGAGAAGGCGGCGGACCGGCAGGGUGGCAGGUCUGUCCCGGGCGGGCUGACCCUGUACACCACGGCGCAAGUGCUCGACUCCGCCUGGUUUCCGGAGCUGCUCGGCCAGUUCAAGGAGCUGUACGACGCGGGGCGGCCGCUCGUUGCCACGGUCUCCGACAUCCAGGUGGUCAGCAACCCGUUCCACGGCACCUCGGCAGUCAACCCCGACGGCACGCCCCACAAGAUCGACCUGACCGUCUUUAUGUACAACCUGCCGGGCGAGCACGGCGCGUACGAGGUGAAGGCGGACGGCUCCCUGGGCGAAUGGGUGCAGGAUGCAGAGUACGUCCCCGGGUCGUGGGCGGACCGCGUGCCGCCCGAUGUCCUGAGCAAAGCCGGCGAUAACUUCCCCUACCUGGCCGUCACGCUUGAGAACUUUUCGUGCGACACCGGCUUCUUCAUCGAGGCGUACCGCAAGGAGCAGGUGAAUUUGUACGGCUACCUCGGCGACUUUAUGGUGCACGACUCGUGGGACGAGGUGCUGGGGCCAUUCUUGGAGGACCUGUGA
Messenger RNA from Emiliania huxleyi CCMP1516, 2208 nucleotides. RefSeq lists its product as hypothetical. The transcript has 4 exons. The record is from RefSeq and is a predicted model, not a curated record. The coding region runs from base 1 to 2208 and encodes 735 amino acids. Lineage: Eukaryota; Haptophyta; Isochrysidales; Noelaerhabdaceae.